This is a messenger RNA of Pristis pectinata (smalltooth sawfish), 814 nucleotides long. It is a transcript of the gene ssr3, whose product is annotated as signal sequence receptor, gamma. The record is from RefSeq and is a predicted model, not a curated record. Gene Ontology annotation, biological process: SRP-dependent cotranslational protein targeting to membrane. The transcript is spliced from 5 exons. Gene Ontology annotation, cellular component: membrane; endoplasmic reticulum. Bases 43 to 600 code for a protein of 185 amino acids. NCBI's taxonomy places the organism in Eukaryota, Metazoa, Chordata, Chondrichthyes, Rhinopristiformes, Pristidae.
GCUGACGGGCCUCUGGAGGACUCCGCCUGACGACGUGGAGCGAUGGCGCCGAAAGGUAGCAGCAAGCAGCAGUCGGAGGAGGAUUUGCUGCUGCAGGACUUCAGCAGGAAUGUCUCGGCCAAGUCGUCGGCGCUCUUCUAUGGGAACGCGUUCAUUGUGUCGGCCAUUCCCAUCUGGCUCUAUUGGAGGAUCUGGCACAUGGACCUAAUCCAAUCUGCAGUUCUGUACUGUGUUAUGACCCUUGUGAGCACCUACCUUGUGGCAUUUGCCUACAAAAAUGUAAAGUUUGUCCUGAAACACAAGGUGGCGCAGAAGAGAGAAGACGCAGUUUCCAAGGAGGUCACCCGGAAACUGUCAGAGGCUGACAGCAGGAAGAUGUCUCGCAAAGAAAAGGAUGAAAGAAUUCUGUGGAAAAAGAAUGAAGUGGCUGACUAUGAAGCUACAACCUUUUCAAUCUUUUACAACAAUACCUUGUUUCUGGUUAUGGUGAUCAUUGCUUCAUUCUUCAUACUGAAGAAUUUCAAUCCAACUGUGAACUACAUCCUUUCCAUCUGUGCUUCAUCGGGGAUGAUUGCUUUACUUUCCACAGGGUCGAAGUGAUUAACAUUGGCGUGGUUAGCUGAUGUUAAAAUUUGAAUGAUCUUGCAUUCUUGAGGAUCAGGUCAUUUUGAUUUUCACGGUCUGUAAAAUUGAGAUCCAUGACUGCAGAAUUGGCCACUUAACUGAGAUAACUACGGUUCUAUGAACUGCAAUUUAUUUUCAUUUCAUGUGAUCAGAUGUGGAUGUUCUGUAAUAAAACUGCAUUUUGCAACUA